Clunio marinus is the source of this 483-nucleotide messenger RNA. The record is from the annotation of a GenBank genome assembly. NCBI's taxonomy places the organism in Eukaryota, Metazoa, Arthropoda, Insecta, Diptera, Chironomidae.
AUGUCAUCAGCAUCAUUUCAAUGUAUUGAAGACCCAUUUCAUGUUUUACCAACAAAACCGAAUAAAUGUUGUCCACGACCGUCAAAAUGUGAUCCUUGCGGUGGGUCUUGCAUGCCAAUUUGUGGAACUUUAAAUCCAAAUUUAACAUGUCGACCAGGUGGAAGAGCUUGGGGACGUGCUUGUGGGCCUGUUUGUCUUGAGAAUAAUCAGUGGAAACAACCAACGUUGAAAUUAAAGAACUGUAAACCGAUAAAAAUUCGAGGACGAAAAUCUUGUUCACUUCCAUACGGAUUUGGAUUGUAUGCUCGGAAAUUGUAUCCAUACGGGAUUCCUUGCAAAGGAACUUUCUGUCUUCCGAUGCCAUCUUGUGACCAAUGCUUUUAUCCAAGUCUACCAACAAAACCGGCGAAAGUUUACAGCACUUACACAUUUAACGUUCGUGGGCCACCCUACACUUGUCCUCGACCUUGCAUUUCAUGUUAA